GAAGUAACUGAGAGUAAGACAGAGCAACGGACAGGUGUUUUUUUGCGCUGUUUUAAAUUUUCCUUUGGAAAGUUCGGGAUUGUUGUAAAACUGUAAAGAUCAUUGUAAUACCUGUAAAUAGAACGGCACCAUAAGAGAACCGUUGAUUUGUUUAAUCUAGAAGCGCGCACGCGCCGCUUUCCCCUUGCUCUCACAAUAUACUCCGCGCGUAACCGCCGCCAUAGUUGAUAUUUCUCCGAUAGAAUAUUAAUAGCAGCGUAAGUUUUCGCGGUUAAACGUAUUUUUAUUUACUUGACCGAGGGAAACAAGAAUGCGUUCAACGAGGGCGGUGAGACGAGGUCAUUCAAGAUAAAGCUGGGACUCGUAGGAAGAAGGAGGGUGUCUACUUUCACACACAGCUCGUGGUUUUCAGGAGAGUGGCCUGGCAUCGUGGCGCUUCGAGUUAACGUGUGGCCACUGUCGGAUGGCUAUGUACCGUUAGGUCGAAUUCAUUCCCCGUUGGCCGGCCCAAGACCCACGCUUACCUACCGACCGGGGGCCAUACUCGAUCGAACUCGACUGUCGUAAACCCGGAAAUGAGUGCGCGUCGUGGCUUGCCGUUACCGUAGCAGAAUUGCCCAGUAGUGCGCGAAUUUGUCACGAGUCACGACUCGUCGAUCAUCUCGACGAAGAGACGUGCACGUACAUUUUGGCGUACGACUCUUCGUCGUAUGACGUGUGCACCCGCAAGCAAAAGUAGCUGUGGCUAGCCGAGUGCGGCGGUGGCACGGCGGCAAACGUAUACGUAGAAAUGAGAAAGUUGCUGCUGCCGCGGUGAAGAUUGAGAACGACGCAGGCGAGCCAGCCAGGCGGACGGUCUCUGUACUACGCGAGGCUUCGACGCAGCGACAGUAGUAGCAGUACACUGAAAGGAGUGCACACAGAAGAAGCACAGCUGCUCGUGGCAAGCACGCUCGUAUACGAGACACGAUGUAUUUACUUUACUUCGGAACGUGUCUACAGAAGGAACGUUACGGGAUUAGAGAAUAUCUGUUGAAUUCUAUGAAAACACGGAAUAUCUUUUGAAACAGUUUCAAGUAUCGAAGGUCGGUGCACUUCGACAGCAAUACUUAUACUGCGUCAAAUUUAAUUAUCGUGAAAAAUGAAUUUCACUCCGUUCCCCGGCUUUACAACAGGCUCGCUACCGACGGGCACUGUGCAUCAGUUUGCAACUGCUAAAUUCGCGCAAAAUCUACCCACCGGUGGUCAAGUGGUUGGCGUUUUAUCCGGUGGCGAAGGUGGCGUUCAUUAUCUGAGGCCGGUUGAUCCGAACGGGUUCGCAGUGGCACAAGGGGGUAACAAUCAGCAGCAGCAAAUUAUCACGCUGCCAAUCACUGUACCUGGAAAAGAUGGAACACAACAACAGCAAACCGUCCAGAUCCAGGUGGUUAAUCCCAGCGUAUCGCAAAGCGGGAACAGCGGUGAUCAACCCAAGUAUCAUUUGGCUCCAAUAUCCUUGGGACAGUUUCCCCAAGGGGCAGCAACAGUGCUUACCGUUGCAUAUAGUCAGCAAGGCGCAGAUGGAGUACAAAUUCAAGUUCAACCACAGAACACCGUGGCUACGACGCAAACAUCUGAUCAGACAACUCAGAGUACAUCCACAGCAGUCACCACUACAUCUCAGCAAACUAUUCAACAAACAGUGCAGCUACCAGGGGCACCGGAAGGAUUAACUGUCGUCGCGCAGAUUCCACAGGAUUUAAUUUUACGCGAAGGUAUGGAAGAGUCGAAAGAAGACGUGAAGGAAGGUACGACACCGGUCGCUCUCAUUAAGAGAGGUAACAUUAAGAAUCAAGGAAAUCAAAGUGGAGAGGAAUAUAUUACGUCUAUGCCUGCCAGUUGGCAAAGUUUGGCAACGCCGGGGUCAACUGUUGCCGAUUAUCUCUCUAGACUGCCUGCUAGUACCUUGCCUCUUAGUUUACAGCACUUUUUGAAAUUUUCGGCAGAAACGAUAAAGAGAGAAGCCACUAUCGAAUCAAGUCCUUUAGGAGCUGAUGGUUUAGACGCAUCUGGAAGCACCGCAUCUGGUGAACAAGCGGUACAAAUUACUGUGGCAAGUGGAGAAACUGCUAUUAUCCCUGAUGUUGUUGAAGAACAGGAAUCUGGUACGAAACCUAAAAGAAAAAAGAAAUAUAAGAAAAAGCCUCCAAAGCCCAAAAAACCGAAACCAGGCCAAGUAAGCAUAGUUACUGCUCUCGAUGGCACAACAUUAUUCUGUUGUCCUCAAUGUAAUAUGGCUUAUCCUGAAAAGGAACUUCUGGAACAACAUCUUAUUGGACACAAAAUAGAAAGAAGGUUUAUUUGUGACAUUUGCGGCGCAGGUUUGAAACGUAAAGAACAUUUAGAACGACACAAAUUGGGCCACAAUCCAGAUAGACCUUUUAUUUGUUCAGUUUGCAUGAAAGGUUUCAAACGAAAAGAGCACUUGAAUCUUCAUUUUGUUAUACAUUCUGGACAGAAAACUGAGGUCUGUACCGAAUGCGGUAAAGCAUUUUAUCGCAAGGAUCACUUGAGAAAACAUGCUAGGUCUCAUUUGGCAAAACGUAUCAAAGAAGAUCCUUCGAACAUUGCUGAUACUGCCCAAAAUUCGCAACAGCAAACGGAUCAACAACAACAACAGGCGGAACAACUGCAGCAGCAAGCAGAUCAAUUGCAACAACAGUCAUCAGUGUCCGAAUUGCAACAGAUUCAAAUACAAGUAGGUCAAGGAUCUCAGGCACAGAUUCAUCAAAUAGCUGUCAGUGAACAGUCUACAGUUGUUCUUCCAACUGCUGCGGAGACGGGUGCAAUGGCUAUGCUCCAUCAUCAACAGCAGCAGCAGCAGCAGCAACAGCAACAGCAACAGCAACAGCAGCAGCAGCAGCAACAGCAGCAGCAACAACAACAACAACAGCAGCAGCAGCAGCAGCAACAACAACAGCAACAGCAGCCGCAGCAGCAGCAUUAGCAGCAGCAUACCGCCCCGAAUCAACCCGGGCGGUUCUUCCGAUUUAAUCAUCAACAAGCUAGAGGUCGUGCAAGACAAGGUGUUCUUGCCGAUUGAAUUCUAUAAUCUCAUAGUUCAAUUGGUAUCGUGUAAAAAAAUUCGUUGAUGGUUAUCGUUGCCUAGUAGCGGUAUUGCAAAAUUGAGACAUUUUCUGUAUCUUUAAAUAAAGAUACUUUUACUGAUGA
Frieseomelitta varia is the source of this 3210-nucleotide messenger RNA. Its product is annotated as zinc finger protein 384-like. The coding region runs from base 1142 to 2986 and encodes 614 amino acids. The transcript has 4 exons. Gene Ontology annotation, cellular component: nucleus. The record is from RefSeq and is a predicted model, not a curated record. NCBI's taxonomy places the organism in Eukaryota, Metazoa, Arthropoda, Insecta, Hymenoptera, Apidae.